Bipolaris maydis ATCC 48331 is the source of this 1534-nucleotide messenger RNA. RefSeq lists its product as uncharacterized. NCBI's taxonomy places the organism in Eukaryota, Fungi, Ascomycota, Dothideomycetes, Pleosporales, Pleosporaceae. The record is from RefSeq and is a predicted model, not a curated record.
AUGAGUGUACGACAUAAGUCCCUGUUCAGUUACAAUUUAACCCGCCCUUUUCCUUUCCGGUGGUUCACACCAGGGGCAGUGGUUGGAGGCCUUAUAUUAACGGCAGUAUUCACUUUUGUGAAUUUUGCCUCAAGUGGAUAUGUUUUGGCCAUCGAGAUGUCUUCCAACCCUAACGUCACUCUCUCCCAAUCGAUGGGUUCGAUGAAUUAUUGGCCGUCCUACCUUACGUCAAAAGUGAGGCCAAUAUGCCAACCGAGCUCACUGCCUGUAAACACGCGAUUCUUCACAAACCAGACGGCGCUGAUGUAUACGCUUACGAGCGUGUGGCAAGAAGAGCCACAACGAAUGAUCUCGCCUUCGCUAACGUACCUUGGCAAUGUGCUUGAGAACUGCGUUGUAAACUCGAUUCAGAUUGAUCUUGAUAGCCAAGACCGCGCGGCUAACCAACUGGCAUUCAUGGAAUGGGGCGCGGGUGUGCGCACAUCUGUAACAUGCGAGAUAUCUACAGCCACCGGGCCGGUCUUCCUCAACGUCACCCAGUCUUACGACUACGUACCUGAUACCGUCUCCUUUUCCCAAAUAGAAAAGUUUCUGGGUUCAGGAAUAUUGAGUCGUGAUAAGACAACACGAGCAAGUUUGUGGUGGGGGGAGUCGCUCAUGUCUACAUACUGGACUGAGGUCACAGCUGGCAUGCAGGAUGAGACACGCGGCAGAAGCGUAGGCAAUUGGCCAAUUCGUAAAGGCACUCUCUACUUUGUUCCUCAGCCUGGUGCCAGGAUCGAAAAAGAAGAUUUUUUUAGCUACUUCCAAGCGCAGUUCAUCGUCGCUACACAGCCAGGUGACUACGAAUACCCGAAACCGAUCAGUCACCCAACCAUAGCAGAACUCGACAGCUUGAGUGUGUACCCCAACAUCUGGACUCCAGCGAGCAACCUGGCCAAAGCAGCAUACGCCAUGGUCUUGGCUGAUCUAGGCCAGAACCCGAAAGAGCCAACAAUGUUGACGGAUGUGGAGCUAUUGCGGUCAUUCACUUCGAAUCUCGUAUCUGCGCAGAAGAAAGCUUUCAAUGCAAAACCAGGGCCAGCGACCCAGAGCUACGAUGAGACGACUACUGGUGCCUUAUCUGUGACACCCUCAGUUAUCUCCGCUCAAUACCUCUGCCAAGUUCCUCGCUUACGUUCACCGGGCAGUCUACUACUAGCUAUCCUAGUGGCUGAUUUAAUCUUUCUCCAGACGGCUUGGCAGUUGUAUAAAUUAAUCUGCGAACAUUUGCUUACUCGCCGCUAUCCAGAUGGGAAUUCGUGCCAUGGGUGCUUGAAUGGUCCAGUGGAGUCUCGAUUAGCGCAUUCUGUAGAAAUGACAGCAGGAAAGACUUAUCAGCCGGUACGGCAACAAGAAGUUGAGGUUUCGUGAAAACACUUGAGUAAAGACGCGGGAUGGGAGCUUAAGCAAACGCAAUCAAGAUGAGCAGGGAAAAAACAUGUGUAGGGGAUAUCUCGUGUUGAGCUACUACUUAGAUUACCAAGUAAUCAUC